Molecule: messenger RNA, 1962 nt
Organism: Paracoccidioides lutzii Pb01
Product: C-5 cytosine methyltransferase DmtA
Exons: 2
Coding region: 1-1962 (653 amino acids)
Cellular component (GO): nucleus
Molecular function (GO): methyltransferase activity
Source: RefSeq, a predicted model, not a curated record
AUGGUUCAAAUCUUACUCGGCCACGAGCCACCCCACCUUUCAUCUCUAACCCCAAGGUCCCGCCAGCGACGGCGCCAGGAGCUCCAAGAAGCCCACUGUCACUCUCACCUCGACCAGCCAUCCCCAAUUAUUCUUGAUGAAAGCGAUAGUAGCGACACCCUGGCUGGCGAUGAGGAAGAAGCAGUUGACUUCACAAGCAGGUACAACGCUGGUGACUUUCUAGAUGACGAGCACUGGGCACAACUUUUAUCCAAUCUCACAGCCAAUAUCACCCAAUGCAUCACCAUCACGGAUGACGGCGCAUCUCAAGAAAUCAAAGAGGUCAUUCCGGAAUUCGUUUCGGAGGGUAAAACAUACAAACCAGGGAAAUCCGCUGAGUUGCGCGAUGGUACGUUUCUACGGAUUCUAGAAGUUGUGCGUGGGGAAGGGGAGGAGAUAUCGCUGAGGGGGUGGCGGAUGCAGCGCCAGGAUGAGAUGAAUGGGUUGAUGCCUGAGAGGACGAAUGAGUUGUGUUGGAUUAUCAAUCUAUCGGAGCAGGACGCUCUUGCUGCCGCUGCUACUGGUGUCGACGCUACUCAAAUUGACGAAGUAAAACUCCAUCAGGUCAAGGGCCUUAGAAUUAUCCGGUUUACAAACGCACCCUAUCCAAUGCUGGCCCCACCCAAGGGUGACUUUGCAAACGACCAUGAGCGUCGUCGGGAGGGGAUUCUGUUCUGCCGCUCAAAAUAUGUGAGAGUUUGGGUAACAGUUACGGGCCGUAAUAAAAGGCGCAUGGAGGAGCAGUCGAUUCAAUUCCUCGCUCCACAUGAGGCGGACGCCGGCUACCAGAUCGACGCGGACACGCUGCGGUUUCGCUGGAGAGGUAAAACCCUGCUGGGUGGUAGCUAUGUUGGUGAGGAAAUCUCACCAACAGUCAUUGAUCUCUCACACCCGUCAACGACAGUGGUGCUAGGGGGCACUCCAAUGCGUGUCCAGCGGUAUACACUUGGUGACGGCUUCUGCGGUGCUGGCGGGGUUUCCCGAGGCGCACUGCAAGCCGGGCUCCGGCUGAAUUGGGGCUUCGAUCACUCCGUCGCGGCUAUGAACUCAUACCGCCUCAAUUUCGAGACGGCCAUCGGCUAUACGUCCGAUGUGGCGGAUUUCCUUGCGAAUAACACUGACGAAAUUAUCAUUGACAUUUUGCACUUUUCGCCACCUUGUCAGACAUUUUCGCCUGCGAAGACGGUUCCAUCGGCGACAGAUGAUGCUAAUGAAGCGUGCAUAUUCUGUGCGCGAGAAUUGUUGAAACGCACAAAGCCGCGGAUUGUUACUAUGGAGGAAACAGCUGGAUUGCAGCAGAGACAUGAGGAGUUUCUGUUCGCGACAAUACAUGCUUUUGCUGAACUGGGGUAUUCAUGUAGGUGGAAGUUGUUGAAGUGUCAAGAUUAUGGGGUUCCGCAGCCCAGACAGCGGUUGGUUAUACUUGGAUCUGGACCCGGAGAACCCCUCCCCCUUUUCCCAAAGCCUACCCAUGGGGCCCCUCCCACUCCCUCAUCCUCCACACCCCCAUCCAAAAACACCAUCACAACCACAACCAGGACCAACACUCUCCUUCCAUUCCGCACAAUCCAUGACGCAAUCUCCAAUAUCCCUCUUUACACUCCAGACCAUAACAUUGACCACGUAAGCAGGCGUCAGCUCUCUAAACCAGCCUACAACCCACACAGCCAGGCAAAGACAAUAACCUGCAACGGGGGCGGUGAAAACAACUACCACCCCAGCGGCACGCGGUCCUUUACAUAUCGUGAGUUUGCUUGUUUACAGACGUUUCCGUUGGAACAUAGGUUUUUUGGGAAGAAUGUCAAGAGGCAGAUUGGGAAUGCGGUGCCGCCUAUGCUUGGGAAAGCGAUUUUUGAGGAAGUUAGAAGGGCAUUGGAAAGGGCUGAUGGGGUUGCGGCCGGGGUUGAUGUUUCUGGUGGUUGA